CCCAAAAUAUGUAAAGGUACAAAUUUUCAGCUUUCCAACACACAUAUAACAGAAACUAGGACCAAAACCAUUUUUAAAAAUGGCAGAUUUUUGUUGGUUGGAGGCAAACUUAAAAUAGCUAUAUCUUAGGAACCGAUUGAAAUUAGACGAUAAAAUUUUCAGGAUGUCCAUAAUUUACUAAAAUCUUUAAGUGGUUUAAAAAUCAGCAAAAUCUGAGACUUAGGGUUGCAUGCCCUGGAUGUUUUCACAUGGAAUCUCCCAUAAUUGAGCUUGCUAAAAUCUUGAAUGAUGAGACCAAGGAAACAAGUGUCUCUGAUAAUGCUGUUGUGCUUAUCGAUGACCACUAUCAACAUUAUAAAACAGAUAAAAGUGGAAUGCCAGAUUUAUGUUCUGCAUACUAUGAGGAUGAUUCUAUCAAUAAUAUUGAAUCAGCACUUGAAAAUGUGACAAAAAAUGAUUACGCUCCAUUCAUAGUAAUAUUACAGUCAAGUGGAUAUGGAAAAACCCGAUCUUUAUUGGAAUUGGCUAAUAAAAGAAAAUUAGUUUAUUUAUUGUGCCAGGAUAUUCCUGGAGGGUUUAAAACCCCAGACAUUAUUCAAGCUUUUUUAAAGCGUUGUGACCAAUGUAACUCGCAGCAAGGAGUCGAAAGAGUUUGCAGUAAACUUUUUGAAGCUAUUGACAUUGUCACAUCCCAAUAUAAAACAGCGGUGCUUCUGAAGCAAGCACAAAUUUCAAAAGAAGGUAAGUUUGGUGAGUUUUAUGACAAUAUAUUUAAAGUAUGGCAAAAAUUACAUACACCACUAACCUCACCAGUAAAAACAGAUAAAAUGUCUGAUAAUUCACAAGAUCCUUUAGUUAUAGUGUUUGAUGAGGCAAACAUUCUUUUUUCAAGAAACGGAGAUGUUCUGGAAUCUCCUUAUAGAUGUCUCCGUCGUGUGUUGUCCGCAUGUAAAAAUAAACUUGGUGUAUUUGCUGAUACAUCGUCGGAACUUGCCCGAUUUUUGCCACCUGGCGCACCGUCGGAUCGUCAAUGUGGCCUUGGAAAAUUUCUUUCUCCAGUUAUGGAUAUUUGCACCGUUGAUGUGAUUCCUGUUACGUCAGAUAUGUCUUAUUUUGUUAGUUUGUUCACUAGAGGUCGUCCCCUUUGGGCUAUGCAGUUGCGUUAUCGUGAAGAUAAUGAUCUGACGCGACUAAUCCAUUUUGCUUAUUACAAACUAUCUGGUGUUGCUAUUGGUAAAAUAAUACCAGAGAUUAGUGGCAAAAUAGCACUCUUUGGCUGUCGAUUUGGUUUAGGAGAAACUACUAAAUUAGCAUCCAAGUUAGUUUCACAAAACUUAGCUACUAUAGUUGGUAUCGAUUAUGAUCGCACACAAGUUUACUCCAAAUAUUUGUCGGAGCCUAUUCUUGCAGAGGCAUCUGCUUAUUGCACAUCAAAACAUCCUUUUAUUCUUUUAGAUACAUUAGAUGCUGUCUGCAGUUCCCUAGAUAGUCAAAUUAUAAGUCCGGCAAAAGGGGACCGAGGCGAAAUGGCUGCAGCCGCUGCGUUAGCAUUUGUAGCUGAUAGCUUACGUUUUAAAUGUGUUUUGAAUAAUUAUAAUGCUUCUGAAACGAAUAUGUCAAAAAAUAUACCUGCAAAAGAUUUUUUAAAAGCAGUCUGUCCACACCUGACAAGCUGUGAGCCACUUGAAAAUUUUUGUGUCAAUUUUACACAUUUUUAUAGAUUACCUAUUACCCCUGAUGGAAAUAUAUUGCCUCAUCUAUGGAACAGACACGUUGCCGCAUAUUUACCGGCUGGAGAAGAAGGCAUUGAUAUGCUUAUCGUAAUGAAGUCAGAUAAAAUGUUUUCAACUAUACGAAUACAAAUAAAAAACCUAAAAGAAAAAAUAUCAGAACAAUGCUGUAAAAAUUUUUUAUUGAAACUUGCACCGAUGCGCUGUGCGCCAAAAAUUCCUGAAAAUUUUUCCGUUGCGUUAUUAUUAGCUGUAGGUGCUGGAAAAAUAGAGCCAUCUUGUAAACACUCGCCAUGCUUUAAAUCGAAAAGAUCACUAGAUGGCCAACAAGCAACUCAACUUUGGCUAGCAUCAUCUCUUAUAUAUUUGGACAUUGAUAAGUCUGUGAAAGAAAGACUUGCAGCUCUUGCUGGAAAACCUCUUUCCUCCAGGAUAAUGGUUGGUUUAAAGUUAAGAGAGGGAAACUUUGCGGCGUUAUUUGAAAAUAUGUAAAAUUUAUAAAUAAAAGUUCUAUAAAGGUUUUAAAAUUUAAGCUAAGUUAUUUAGUGGUUUUAAAGUGUUGUCAAAAUAUUAGUUUGCAUUAAGAAUAAACAAACAAACAAAAAAAUGUAAUAUAAGUUCUAUUUA
This is a messenger RNA of Hydra vulgaris (swiftwater hydra), 2357 nucleotides long. The record is from RefSeq and is a predicted model, not a curated record. NCBI's taxonomy places the organism in Eukaryota, Metazoa, Cnidaria, Hydrozoa, Anthoathecata, Hydridae.